Messenger RNA from Jatropha curcas, 1869 nucleotides. Its product is annotated as Tetratricopeptide repeat (TPR)-like superfamily protein. NCBI's taxonomy places the organism in Eukaryota, Viridiplantae, Streptophyta, Magnoliopsida, Malpighiales, Euphorbiaceae. Gene Ontology annotation, molecular function: protein binding. The record is from RefSeq and is a predicted model, not a curated record.
CCCCCAACGGUCGAAAACUUUUCAAAUUUCUUUCUGUACUGGUACGCCUCUAAAAAACUCGCAACCUGCCUUCGUAUUUCUCUGUCUCCUCUUCUUCUCCUUUUCUCUCCAUCUCUCAUCUUCUCCCCAUAGAAGCUCUACUGUUCUCUCUCUACCUACGGAAGCAGAAAAGACAGGAAGAGGAAAAAGGGUAUUUCUCCGUUUUUUUCAAAAAUGUUGCAAGAUAUGUGGAAUGCUCCUCCUGGUUUUAGACCCACCAAAUCUGCUCCUACUUCACCGGCAAAGCCUCUUGGAGUUUCAAGAACUCGGUCUGAGUCGUUUCAUGCCAUUCAUAAAGUACCUGUUGGUGACACUCCUUACGUUAGAGCUAAAAAUGUUCAAUUGGUAGAUAAAGAUCCGGAGAAAGCAAUUCCUCUGUUUUGGGCAGCCAUUAAUGCUGGAGAUAGAGUUGAUAGUGCUUUAAAAGAUAUGGCAAUUGUUAUGAAACAACAAAAUAGGGCAGAGGAAGCUAUUGAAGCUAUUAAGUCACUGCGAAGUCGAUGUUCAGAUCAAGCCCAGGAGUCUCUCGACAAUAUUCUUUUGGAUCUUUACAAGAGAUGUGGGAGAUUAGAUGACCAAAUAUCAUUGUUGAAACACAAGCUUUAUUUGAUUCAACAAGGCCUUGCUUUUAAUGGGAAACGAACAAAAACGGCUCGGUCUCAAGGCAAGAAAUUUCAGGUCUCUGUAGAACAAGAAGCAACUAGAUUACUGGGGAACUUAGGAUGGGCAUUAAUGCAGCAGAAUAACUAUGUGGAAGCAGAGGAUGCCUACAGGCGAGCACUAUCAAUUGCGCCUGAUAACAACAAAAUGUGCAAUCUUGGUAUAUGCUUAAUGAAACAGGGGAGAAUAACAGAGGCUAAAGAAACAUUGCGGCGAGUGAAACCAGCAGUUGCAGAUGGACCAAGAGGAGUAGAUUCGCAUCUCAAAGCCUACGAAAGAGCACAGCAAAUGCUAAAAGAUCUCGAAUCCGAAAUGAUGAACAAAGGAGGAGACAGAGUAGAACAGAGUAGGCUUUUCGAUGCCUUUCUUGGUUCUUCAUCAAUUUGGCAACCUCAACCCUGCAAAGAUCAAAAUACAGUAUUUCCAACAACAAAUACAACAAAAAUACAUGAUGAUUUUGCAGAUGAGAAUAUCGAUUCCAAUAUAAUAACAAAUCAAACUGCUAUUCCUCAGAAGAAAAGUAUCAAACAGUUAUUUGCUCCUUUUGGAAACUCAUUAAAUGUAGAUGCACCUCCAUUUUAUUCUACAAAAUUGGUUAAGGAACCAAUUGGAAGUCAAUUAAAUGAGCGUCUCAAAAGAACAAGAUCAGGAAAUGCUGCAAACUCAAAAAGAGGAAAUGAAAUGGGGGUUUUGGCCAAUAUGCCAUUAGUGGAGACUGAUAAACCAGAAACAAAAUCAAGAAGGCUAUCAGAUGAAACAGAGGAGAAAUUAUGUGAGUUAUUGCCAGAUAGUAAAGAUUUUGAGGAUGCAAUUCUUGCAGCUGUUUUAGGUCCAUCAAAUGAAACUAGCAACAAUAGUAAUGGAGGGAUUCUUCAACCCAAGAUCGAAAAGAGAUUAAAGGUUUUCCAAGACAUUACUCUGUCUCUGAGCCCAAGAGCUUGCUGAAAUUAGGCUAAUAAGCAUUAAUUAGUUAUUUAUUAGUUUAACUAAUUUUAUUUUUAUCUUUAUAAAUUCUAGGAUGGAGAUAAACUUGUUCUCCUUGAGCACCCUAGUUUCCUGCAUGCAGUGGAGUUUUGCCGCUGCAAGUAGUUUAUUGUUGUUCUAUCUAUUUAUUGUAAGCCUCUUGAAAAAGGCAAUUUGGGAAUAAUUCAAUGUCUCUCAUUUCACGCA